Messenger RNA from Carassius auratus (goldfish), 1110 nucleotides. RefSeq lists its product as uncharacterized. Lineage: Eukaryota; Metazoa; Chordata; Actinopteri; Cypriniformes; Cyprinidae. The coding region runs from base 272 to 808 and encodes 178 amino acids. The transcript is spliced from 8 exons. The record is from RefSeq and is a predicted model, not a curated record.
UGGUCAGAAACUACUUCCGGGUUACAGUAAGACUCGUAUAAGUAAACUAUUGGCGCCCUUAACGUCUGUUUACUCACCACACUUAAAAUCGAAUUUAGCUGAAUGCUAAAACACCACGCAAUAUAGUUACGAGCUCACAGGAGGAAUAGUUUAUUAUUUUAUUCGACGGUAGCCCGUUUGAUGCUGUUGCAAUGGUGAUGGGACUUAACAGCGAGGCGAAAGAAAGGCUGUCAGUCAACAAAUGUUAUCAUUCCUUUAAAAUAAUUCAGACAUGGAUGAGCGCUUUGCCUUUCUGGCUGAGUGGUACGACCCAAGCGCUGCUCUCCUGCGACGAUACCAGCUGCUCUACUACCCUAAAGAUGGCUCCGUGGAGAUGGUGCGUCCCUUUACUCAGAUUUCAGGAAGCAUGCAGCGGACUUUUACACGGAACAUCAGUCAAAGUCUUUUUUACAAGAGCUGGAGUUCUUCUUCCCUUCCACUAGUGGUCACGGUCCCUCCAACACAGCCAAGUACUCAGACUGCACCUGCUGUAUCAUUAAACCUCAUGCCAUCUCAGAAGAAUAUGGUGGAUGAACUUUGUUCUGGACCUUGCAUGGCCCUGGAGAUCCAUGCCUUUCAGGAGUUCUGUGGACCCGCAGACCCUGUGGCCACCAUUCUGCCAACCGAUUCCUGCUUCUGCCAGAGAUGGCUUGUAAAUUGCAGGAAAUUGCACGCCACCUUCAGCCCACCAUUUCAUGAUUGCUCUACGGCAAAAACAAAGUGCAGAAUGCAGUUCACUGCACUGACCUACCGGAUGACGGGAUACUGAAUGGUUCAGUAUUUCUUUAAGAUUUUAGAUGGGUGACGCAACGGUGGGAAACAUCUAUCCAGCAGUUAUUUAAAUAAAGACCACUUGAAAGACAAUACCUCAGUUGUCUGUCCAUUUAUUUCUUCUUAGGUCUUACCCAGAUUUAAAUAACAUUACAAGAGCAAAUGCAAUUCUUGACAAGUGUUCUGAUGUCCAACAGUGACUUUUAAGAACUUUAAACAACAAAACAAAAUAUCCUAUUACAUGGGGUACUGCUUUGCAUCUGAUAGGUUUCUAACCUUUGACCAGUGACUUUGGUUUUU